Messenger RNA from Impatiens glandulifera, 1636 nucleotides. Its product is annotated as D-ribulose kinase. Gene Ontology annotation, cellular component: cytosol. The coding region runs from base 373 to 1506 and encodes 377 amino acids. Gene Ontology annotation, molecular function: D-xylulokinase activity. Lineage: Eukaryota; Viridiplantae; Streptophyta; Magnoliopsida; Ericales; Balsaminaceae. Gene Ontology annotation, biological process: xylulose metabolic process. The transcript is spliced from 9 exons. The record is from RefSeq and is a predicted model, not a curated record.
AUCUCUAUGGCUGCAUCAUUCUGCAGGUGGCAGCAAAACGCAACAGCUAUCAGCAGCUCCAUAAAGAGAAAAUCUUGAUGUUGCCCCAUCUUCAACGUCAUCCUGCUGCUAGCUGGCCGCUGAUUCUCCGACCACAGUUUCCUAAAUCUCGUAAAUUGAAACCAACAAUCAUGUCAUUUGCUAGCAGAAAAGGUGAAGAAGAUAUGAAUCUUAAAGUUGAUCGGCUGCUAUAUCUUGGUUUGGAUUUUGGUACAUCUGGAGCUAGGUUUGCUCUCAUUGAUAAGGCUGGGGAUGUUAUUGCAGAAGGGAAACGGGCAUACCCUCUUAUUAUGAAAGAGCAAAGAUGCAGUGGAUUGGGUGAGCUCAUGGAAGAUGACUCUUUUCUCACUUCUCGAGGAUGUCCCUAUUACUCUACGCCCUUCAAUUGCCUCAAUCUCUAUAGACGGGACUUCAGCAACAACUAUAAUCCUAGACAGUGUAUCAGAAGAACCACUUUGUAGACCUUUCCUCUACAAUGAGAAUUGCUCGGAUGCUUUAGCGACUGUCAAAUCAAUCGCGCCUUUGAAUCACACAGUUUGUUCUGGCACCUCUACCCUGUGUAAACUUGUAUACUGGUGGACAUCCACUAACACAGACAAAAGAUCUGCAGUGUUGUUGCACCAGGCAGAUUGGUUGCUGUGGCUUCUUCAUGGAAAGCUUGGGGUGACUGAUUAUAAUAAUGCAUUGAAGGUUGGCUAUGACCCUGAGCUUGAGAAAUACCCUAACUGGCUGCUGUCUCAGCCAUAUUCACAAAUGUUGCCAUCAGUACAGGCUCCUGGGACUAUUAUUGGUCCUUUAAAGGAAGGGAUUAGAAACAAAUAUGGUUUCUCAAAAGAAUGUGCCGUCUGCACUGGGACUACUGAUAGCAUAGCUGCUUUUCUUGCAGCGCGAGCCACAGAACCUGGAAAAGCUGUCACAUCUCUUGGUUCAACACUUGCUAUAAAACUACUAAGCAUUAAUAGGAUUGAAGAUGCGAGAUUUGGAGUGUACAGCCAUCGUCUGGAUGAUAAAUGGCUUGUUGGAGGUGCUUCAAACACAGGUGGAGCAGUUCUUAAACAAUUAUUUACAGAUGAGCAAUUGACCAACUUAAGUGAGCAUAUUAAUCCUCUGGAAGCAUCUCCACUAGACUAUUAUCCUCUGCAAGCUGUUGGUGAAAGAUUUCCUGUUGCAGAUCCUGAUUUGGAGCCCAGGUUGAAUCCCCGUCCAGAGAGUGAUGUUGAAUACUUGCAUGGUAUACUUGAAUCGAUUGCUCGUAUAGAGGCAAAAGGGUAUAGAUUAUUGAAGGAACUUGGGGCAACAGAAGUUGAAGAAGUGUUUACUGCAGGAGGUGGUGCAAAGAAUAAGCAAUGGAUAAAGAUAAGAGAAAGAGUUCUUGGUUUGCCUGUUAAACCAGCACUUCAGACUGAAGCUGCUUAUGGAGCUGCUCUCUUGGCAUUCAAAGGAUGGGAUACAAACAAAAUUAACUAAUUUGCUCUAAAUCUUUUCAAUUAUUGUAUUUACAAUUAACCAUAAAUCACCUUAUACUUUGUAUAAUUCCAUCACAUUAAAAACCAACAAACCCUUUAAAAUUCUUAUUGUUUUUUUUUUGUUGCUGUUG